AGGCAGCCCCGCGACAACUCUGCUUUCACGGUUUGGCUCAUUUCAGAAACGCACACGGAGACUUCAAAAAGAGUUUUUUUUUUCUUCACAUCCCCAACAAGCGGCAUCGCAUCGGAUGUUUUCUUUCCUUUCUGUUUCCACGUUCUAAUUUUUACUUGUAGAAACGCCGCCGCAGCAAAGAAGAAGAAAAGGAAUUGGAGGAGCGCGGCACGACGCGGUGCGCGGAAGGUGACGGGCGACGAGCAUGUCGAAGGACUGCGACGUGUUCUACGACGCCUUCGGCUGCAUCAUCACGAAAAGCGUCGGCUAUCAGUCGCCGUUUCCAAUCAUGCGCCUGAGCAACGGGCAAGCGGCAUUAGAUGCGGACAGGGCGACGGUGCAAGGAGUGUGCUUCGCCUCCUCCCUGGCAGAUCCAAAUGCAGCGCAUGGCCGCCUUCUCACCCUCGAUUUCUCCGCCGGGGACGCCUGCGUUUCGUUUCUGCAGUUAAUGAGCGGGGCGCGGAAGCCGCUCGAGCUGGAUCAGAAAAUCGAUUUUGUAAAGAAAAUUGAGAUGAGCGACGCAACGUCCGUUGUCGUCACGCGCAGCGAGGGCAAUCGGUGGAACACGUCGAUGUACACUGGCGCAGGGGAGAGCGGCCAGCGUCCGUUCUGUUCGCGGGUGUUCUUCCGCUGCAUCUCCGCUGCCUCUCUGCGCGACGCGGGGCUGUGGCUGGUCGAGAUGGCGAGGGGGGAGAGCGACACCCGACCGCUGCACUACGGCCAUGUCGACGCCGCGGUGUCCGGUACGCUGUCCGACACCUUCCACAUUGGCGAGGCGCUGAAGCGGCCGCUGGACGUGGUGGCGCUGACGGCGGACACGGCGGUAGUGUUGGGCACCGGGGGAUUGGCACUGGCGGACCGCCGUCGCGCCGAGGUGCACACCGUAGCCACGGCCCCUAUCGCGAACGGCGGUGUGGCCGGCGGGGACAAAAUGGUGACGUUUGGCGAGGACUAUGUUCUGCGUGUGUUUGACAUGCGGAAGGCCGCCGCGGCUCUGAUGGAAACUUCAGUUUCGUCCUAUGUGUGCGUUAAAUCUGUCGUGGGCUGCCGUGCGGUUCUUCUGAUGGCGGGUGACGUAACGGGGAUAUUGGAUGUGCAGACGCUUACCGCCACUGCGUCCCUACAGCACUCUGGUGAUCAAGUUCUGGAUGCAACGCUGCUUCCUCACCAACGCGGAGGAGUUCGCAUUUGCACGAGCACGGAAAGCGGUAUGGUAUACGACUGGACCGUGGCAAUGUGA
Messenger RNA from Leptomonas pyrrhocoris, 1279 nucleotides. RefSeq lists its product as hypothetical. NCBI's taxonomy places the organism in Eukaryota, Euglenozoa, Kinetoplastea, Trypanosomatida, Trypanosomatidae. The record is from RefSeq and is a predicted model, not a curated record. The transcript has a single exon. Bases 245 to 1279 code for a protein of 344 amino acids.